AUGGACUGGAAAAAGACUGAUGGGAGGACUCAAGCUUCAAUACCAAAGAAUAUAUUUCCUUCUUUGUUGAAGAAACUAAUGAACAAUAUAGAGUGCAAUGUUGCCAAGAACAUAUUAGCUGGAUUUGAUAAAUGUGGUAUAUGCCCUAUAAAUAAACUGAAAGUUUUGGACAGAUUGCCAUCAUAUACUCCAGAAAUUGCGGGCUUCAAAGAAGUUAUUGAUGAGACUGUACUAUCCGUUUUAAAAGAAAUGAGAUAUGGAAAAUUCCCAAACAGCAACUGA
This is a messenger RNA of Arctia plantaginis, 282 nucleotides long. Lineage: Eukaryota; Metazoa; Arthropoda; Insecta; Lepidoptera; Erebidae. The record is from the annotation of a GenBank genome assembly.